AUCCUGUUUUGACAUUGACAUUUUGCCCUUUAAAAAUCUUAACCUCAAAAAAUUUGAAAGAAAAAGAACUGUGGAAAUAUGUUGUUUUGAUUCUAGAUAAAUAUUUUUAUGCCAUUUGUUAUUGUGUUUCGUUAAUUAUACCUCAAUCAAACAUUGAGAAUUAAUCUUUGCUUCAGUCAUAAUACAUUUUACGUAAUGUUGGUAAGCUUUGUUAAGUUUAGGACAAUACCCAGAUUUUUGAACAUAAACAAGAUUAUAGUACGGAAAUACAAUGUACCAAGAAGAGCACUUAUGUACGUUCCGGGAGAUGAUCCAAAGAAAAUAAGUAAAUCUCUGACACUAGAUGUAGACUGCAUUGCAUUAGACUGUGAAGAUGGGGUUGCUGUUAAUAAAAAGAGAGAAGCCAGAGAAACUAUUAGGUCAUUUCUCGACAAAGGAAAACCAUCAAAAGAUAGAGAUUAUGAUUUUGGGGUGAGAAUUAAUGCAUUCGAUACAGAGUACUGGCAAGAGGACUUAGAAUCAUGUCUAACUGCCAUUAACCUUCCUGAUACAAUUUUAAUUCCAAAAGUAGAAACAGCUGAUACAAUCAAGCAAUUUUCAGAAGAAGUUAAACAAAGGAUUAAAUCUGACAAAAAAAUUAAUGUUAUAAUUUAUAUAGAGUCUGCAAGAGCAUUUUUGAAUAUAGUUGAUAUAUGUAAAACUGCAGAAGGUCUUUCGAAAACUAGUAAUAUACAGCCAGUUAGCUUAGUUUUUGGUAGUGAUGAUUUUUGUGCUAACAUUGGAGCCACUCGAACUGAAAGUUCCAUUGAAAUAUUAUAUGCUCGACAGAAGUUGGUUUUAGUUGCAAAAGCAUUUAACUUGCAAGCUAUUGAUAUGGUAUAUAUAAAAUAUAAAGAUCUGGAGGGUUUGAAAAAACAGUGCGAAGAAGGUAUGAAAAUGGGAUAUACUGGAAAGCAAGUUAUACAUCCUGGACAAGUGCCCAUUGUACAAGAGGCGUUUUUACCUUCUGCCUCUCAGAUUGAGUGGGCUAGUGGUCUUUUACAGUCAUUUGAGAAGCAUCAAAAAGAUGGAAAGGGUGCCUUUACCUAUAAAGGAAGUAUGAUAGAUAUGCCAACUAUGAGGCAAGCUGAAAAUGUAAUAAAACUGGCAAAUUUAAAGAAAACUUAGGUUCAAAUUUAUUAAUUUUUUAUUUUUUCUUAUAUUUAUCUAAUAAAAAUAAUCCACAUCAUUUUGAUCAUAAUUUGAGUAAAUAAAGUCUUUUAUAGGUGAA
This is a messenger RNA of Sitophilus oryzae (rice weevil), 1270 nucleotides long. Its product is annotated as citramalyl-CoA lyase, mitochondrial-like. Gene Ontology annotation, biological process: regulation of cobalamin catabolic process. The record is from RefSeq and is a predicted model, not a curated record. Gene Ontology annotation, molecular function: (S)-citramalyl-CoA lyase activity. The transcript is spliced from 6 exons. Bases 196 to 1167 code for a protein of 323 amino acids. NCBI's taxonomy places the organism in Eukaryota, Metazoa, Arthropoda, Insecta, Coleoptera, Curculionidae.